Rotaria sordida is the source of this 645-nucleotide messenger RNA. The record is from the annotation of a GenBank genome assembly. Lineage: Eukaryota; Metazoa; Rotifera; Eurotatoria; Philodinida; Philodinidae.
AUGUUUAAUUUUUUAGGGAAUAAAAAUAAAUAUAAUACACCAAAAUAUCGUCUUAUUGUUGGAAUAACAAAUAAAGAUAUUAUUUGUCAAAUUGCUUAUGCACGUAUUGAAGGCAACUAUAUUGUAUCAUCAGCAUAUGCACAUGAAUUACUACGUUAUGAUGUUAAACUUGGUUUAAACAAUUAUGCUGCUGCUUAUUGUACCGGUACGACGGAUGUUACAGGUGAUGAAUUUGAAAAUGAACCAGUUGAUGGUGAAAAACAUCCAUUUCGUUGUUAUCUUGGUGUUGCUCUAACACGUAGAACAACCGAUGCUAAAGUUUUUAGUGCAUUAAAAGAUGCUGUUGAUGGUGGAUUAGAUAUUCCUCAUAGUACUCGACAUUUUCCAGGUUACAGUCGAGAAGGAAAAAAAUUCGAUGCUGAUGCUCAUCGUCAAUAUAUAUUUGGUCUACAUGUUGCCAAUUAUAUAACAGCACUUAAAGAAGAAAAUUCAGAUCUUUAUGCCAAACAAUUUUCAUGUUUUGUUACAGCUGGUAUUGAACCAAGCUCGUUUGAAGCUCUAUAUAAAGCUGUACAUGCUGUUAUUCGUGCUGAUCCAUCAUCACCAUCACCGAAGAAAGCUGAUACAGUUAAAUCAAAAUGGUAA